UCCCCACCCACACUGCGUUGCUUUACCUGUUGUGCAUGAACACUGACUGGUCUUCCCUGCCGCCACACUGCAGGUCCAGUGUAAGUGACCGUGCUUGUAUCAACAAGCCCAGCUGUCAGCUGCCGGGUUCGGAGCCUGGACUCGCUGUGAAAUCCUCGGGGCCGGGCCAGCGUGAACGGCGGAAUUGCAAAUGGCAGGAAAGGCGCACAGACUGAAUCCCGAACAGCGUGAACAGCUGCUCCCCAACCUCCGAGCAGUGGGCUGGGCUGAAGUAGAGGGCAGAGAUGCAAUUUACAAGGAGUUUGUCUUUAAAAACUUCAACCAGGCUUUUGGUUUCAUGACGAGAGCGGCCUUACAGGCAGAGAAAAUGGAUCACCACCCAGAAUGGUUCAAUGUUUAUAACAAGGUCCACAUAACUCUGAGCACACACGAGUGUGGCGGGCUCUCCGAGCGAGACAUUAAACUGGCAACCUUCAUGGAAGAGGCCAUGGUUGCUCAAUGAUACCCAAGGACAUCACCCGUUGUCCGUACCAAAUCAACAAGUGUAUGAGGUGGCGUUAAGCUCAUUACAUGUGCAUUCCAUCAACAUAUUUCAAAGGCUGGUGUUUGUUUUUAUUGAACCAUCAUCUAUUAAUAGAAUCAAGUUGUAUUCAAAUCUGACUGAACAGAACUGGUUUACAAGUGGCAGUAUUAAUGUAUUGUGAGCGAAAUGUGCCUUGUAUCAAUAAAAUAAUGACUCUGUUUCAUUCAUACAA
Molecule: messenger RNA, 755 nt
Organism: Leucoraja erinaceus (little skate)
Lineage: Eukaryota; Metazoa; Chordata; Chondrichthyes; Rajiformes; Rajidae
Gene: pcbd1
Product: pterin-4 alpha-carbinolamine dehydratase/dimerization cofactor of hepatocyte nuclear factor 1 alpha
Exons: 4
Coding region: 191-502 (103 amino acids)
Biological process (GO): tetrahydrobiopterin biosynthetic process
Molecular function (GO): 4-alpha-hydroxytetrahydrobiopterin dehydratase activity
Source: RefSeq, a predicted model, not a curated record